CACAAAAACCACACAACGACAGCAACAAAACCAUGCGGUGGCGACAAGGGCUGGUGUUGAUGAUAACGGUUGUGGCGUUCGCUGUGGGGAAUGUGGUGCUGUUGAUGCACACGACCACGCAGGUCGUACACGAGCACAACGAGCAGCAGCAACAACAACAACAGCAGCAGCAGCAGCGGUGGCGACGGGGAGAGGACAGUGCCGAUUUGUUCGCGUGGGGCGCAACACAGGACAUGUUGUUGCGGGUGUCUGUGCUGAUGCGCGACUUUGAGCUGUGGACCAACGAUGUCGCCGGCACCAUUGAGCACGCCGUCGCAGCUGUCGACCCAAUCGCCCGAGUCCAGCAGGUUGUUGUUGCGGCGCCCAGGCUGCCGUACCCACCCAUCACGGUCCCGCGGGAGCUUCAACCACAGACGCAGGUUGUGUCGACCGCCCUGGGCAUAUUCGAGGACAGCACGGGCUCUCUCCAGUCCCGAGACAUUCGCUUCACCGGCGACUUGGUGCUGGCAGUCGUGGAUGGGCUUGAUCUUCGGGAGUGCGCCGCCGACGUGAGCCGGUGGAUAUCGCUGCACCGACAGCGACUGUUGCAGCUACGCAAUCGACAAGACACGAGAGCAGAUGUUGCAGGUCGCGCCAGCCGUUCAUGCUUCAUCUCCUUCCUCCACGCCAUGCCCCGCACCGUUUCCGGGACGUUUGAGUGCUCCUCGGCAUUGUUUGAUGUGAAGCGGUGGACCCUGCGCGUCUCGACAACCGAACUGCCACGUCCACCAAAGGGUGUUCUCGCGCAGUGCAACUACACAGCAGAAGUGCAGACUGCCGUGCUGGCCGAUGCUGAAACGUUGCGGUUGCUUCGCUGGGAUGAGCUAGAGCCCAUGAGCCGCGGCCUCUUGCUGCAGGCACACGCAAAGCAGUGCACGAUCGAGCAGUAUGUGUCCCCGCACCUGGACGUGCCCAACCGAGCCCAUGACAUCUUCAACACACCCCACCUCCAAGACAAGCAUGUGCGCUACAGUGAGCAGCGUGCCGCGUCGCUCUAUCAGCAGCUUGGCAUCAAGCGCGUGCAGCACCCCAGCCUUGGCACAGAGGAGUGGUAUGGCUGCCACAAGAACUCUGCCCGCUGCUUUGGCACCGUUGUACACGACACGCCCGAAUACAUCUUCCAAGGGAGGUGGACACCGCCUUGUUGUCUUGAGAACAUCCGCAAAACAGCAAGGUACCUGUUCCGUGUGCUGAAUGCCGCGGGUGUGCGGUAUUGGCUGGAGGGCGGUACGCUGCUUGGCGCUGUGCGACACGGCGACAUCAUUGAGUGGGACUACGACUGCGAUGUUGGCAUCUUCUUGGAUGAUGUGGCCAAAGUGCCCGAGCUCAGCCACGCUGCAACACAGGGUUCACACGAGACCGCGGAUGGGUUUGUAUGGGAGAAGGCGCGAGAGGGCGAUUUCUUCCGCGUGCAAUUCAGCAAGUUCAACCACUUGCACGUGGACAUCUUUCCCUUCUACGAAAAGGAUGGCGUCAUGACAAAGGACACGUGGAUGGAGUCCCACCGUCAGGAUAUGGAGUUCCCCAGCUCGUACCUGCACCCGCUGGAUACCAUCACCUUUGUCGGCGUUGAUGUGCGCAUUCCAAACCGCGCCAGAGAGUUUCUCGAGAUGAAGUUUGGGCCGGGCUGCAUCGAGCAUCCGCGCCUGCCGGGGCCAUCAGCAUAGGCAACAACAGCAACAGCACAACCAGUCCCUGUCCCGCCGCUACCACCACCACGCCCUGCAAUAACAACUACUCACGUCGGCAUCGCUCGAGAAGCGCAGCCCAGCUGCUGGGCCCGACGCCGCGGGGCCGGUCACUGUCGCUCUUCCCUCAGAAGUCGCCAACAGCAGCAAACGCAGCAAACACAGCAGGUGGAGCGAGAACCUCCACGACAACGAUGAUGAUGAUGAUGUCGCCGGCCAGUCCGUCGGUAAUGGCGCGAUCACGUGCGGGCGCCAAGAGCACACCGCUGGACCCGGCCCACCCCAUGCAGCAGCGCUACGCUGACAUGCACGUGCACAGGCUUUGAGAGGCGGGGUUAAAGAAGCGGAGUGUGUUUGCUGGGCUGACCGUGGUGAACGAACAUCUGUGUGUCAGGACGAUAGCGGGGUUUGGGUGUGUGUAUGCGAACGCUGCCAUCGUCAGACAAGAGAGAGGGACGAAUGGUAAUGAGGGCAGUGUGUCGCACACACACACACAAGGAUAGCUUUGUUCGAUUUUUGUUGUAUUGCUUUGUAUCACAAUGUCACACAUCUUGUUCAUGCACAACAACAAGUAAACAAACGCUCAAACCGAAA
Molecule: messenger RNA, 2321 nt
Organism: Salpingoeca rosetta
Lineage: Eukaryota; Choanoflagellata; Craspedida; Salpingoecidae
Exons: 15
Coding region: 33-1706 (557 amino acids)
Source: RefSeq, a predicted model, not a curated record